AACAAAUUUUCUUCGUCCCCAAACAAAUUAGAGGGGAAUCUGAUCUUUAUCAGAGCAGAGAAUCAUGCAAAAUCAUAUAAAAUUCAUCUUUCUUUCUCAUAUUAUUUUCAUAAGCAUCGGUUUUGCAAAAGCCCUCUGUUACAACAAUGGAAACUUCACAGCUAAUAGUACCUAUGCCAAUAAUCGGUACCAAAUCCUUUAUUCUCUGCCUCACAAUGUCUCUGCAAAUACUGGUUACUUCUCUACCAGCCUCGGCCAGGAACCCAACAAAAUAUACGCUCAUGGGCUUUGCAGAGGAGAUGUUACGACAGAGUCUUGUUUCAAUUGUAUCAACUCCACCAGUCAACAACUCAUGGAAGAGUGUCCAAACCAGAAAGAAGCAACUCUUUGGGGAGGUGAAGGUCCAUGUCUUGUACGCUACGGGAACCGCUCUAUUUCCGGAACACUGGUGCUAGAUCCUGCACAAGCUGGCUAUAAUAUUGCUAAAAUAUCUUCAAAUAUGACACAGUUUGAUGAGGUAUGGGAACCUUUGAUGGAAAGGGUGAUUGACAGAGCUUCAAGUGGGUCUCCCAGGAUGAAGUUUGCAACGGAGGAAGUGAGACUGACUGAGUUUCAGAACAUAUAUGCUCUGAUGCUGUGUACUCCAGAUCUGUCUCAGAGUGACUGCGGUGACUGCCUGAAAGAAAACGUGGGUAAUUAUCAGAGGUGCUGCCAUGGGUACCAAGGAGGUUAUUCUCAGAGACCUAGCUGUUAUUUGCGGUGGGAUUUGUAUCCCUUUUACAAUGCUUCUGCGUCUCCUCCAGCUCCUCCACCUCCGUCACUGUCUCCUCCUCCAUCUCCGUCCAGUAAUUCUCCUCCAGUGACAACCAAUACAACAAAUGCAAACGAUGAUGACAAUGGCGGCAUUGAACCUCGAACGGUUGCAGCUAUUGUUGUUCCUACAGUUACUUUCAUUGCAUUUCUUGCCCUCACUUGCAUCUUUCUGAUCCAAAGGAGAAGGAAGCGCUAUCAGGAGGUCGAAAAUGCGGAUGAAGUUGAGAGUUCCUUGCAAUUUGAUUUGGCGAUGAUAAGAAAUGCAACUGAUAAUUUUUCUGAAGCAAAUAAACUUGGACAAGGGGGGUUUGGUGCUGUUUAUAAGGGUACUCUUCCAGAUGGACAAUACGUAGCAGUGAAGAGGCUGUCUAGACAUUCGAGUCAAGGAGAAGUAGAAUUUAAGAAUGAGGUGUUGUUAAUGACAAAGCUUCAACACAGGAAUCUGGUCAGGCUCCUGGGUUUCUGCUUGGCAGGAAUUGAAAGGCUUCUUAUAUACGAGUUUGUGCCUAACUUGAGCCUCGAUCACUUCCUAUUUGAUCCAACAAAGCGUGCUUUAUUGAAUUGGCAAAAUCGCUACAGAAUUAUUGGGGGCAUUGCUCGAGGGCUUCUUUACCUUCAUGAAGAUUCUCGACUGCGAAUUAUUCAUCGCGAUCUCAAAGCAGGCAACAUAAUGUUGGAUGAAGAAAUGAGUCCCAAGAUUUCGGAUUUCGGAAUGGCAAAAUUGUUUGAAGGGGAUCAGACUCAAGACGAUACAAGCAGAGUCGUAGGAACCUAUGGAUAUAUGGCUCCUGAAUACGCAAUGCACGGACACUUCUCAGUUAAAUCUGAUGUGUAUAGCUUUGGCGUAUUGGUUUUGGAGAUCAUCAGCGGUCAAAAGAUCAAUCGUUUCUGUUAUGGGGAAGAUGCUGAGGAUCUCCUAACUUGUGCUUGGAAAAACUGGAAUGGAGGGACAGUGUCAAAUUUGGUAGAUCCAAUACUGAGGGUUGGUUCGAGAAGUGAAAUGAUAAGGUGUUUCCACAUUGCACUACUCUGUGUUCAAGAAAAUGAAGCCAGUAGACCAACCAUGGCUUCAGUUGUUCUAAUGCUCAGUAGCUCAUCUGUUUCCCUCUCAGCACCCUUGAGACCUGCAUUUUUCAGCGGCACUUUUGUCGAUUCUGAGGCAUCAGCAUCAACAACAACAGCAGAUAAAUCCAAAAGUGAAUCUGUUAAAUUCACCACCAAUGAGGCUUCAAUCACUGACUUAGUACCUCGAUAACGCACAAGGAUGGAGGCAGUGUCAUGAGCUAUUAUAUAUGCAGGGAAAUUCUUUCUGCAUCUUCGUUCAUUGACAAUGCAGCUGGAAAGAAGUUCGUCUCUUAAAUGGUACAAAUCAGUAGUGAAUGCAGUUUCUUUAAUAGUUCUAUGGUCAUCAAAUAUAUAUUUAGUACUAGCAGGCUUUUCAUACUCAGAACAAUAUUACUACUUACUCUGACCUCGUAUAGUACUUAGCUUGAUGAUUGUUCGAGUUAAAGCUGUUGCUGUGCAGUGGUGUCGUCUUUAUUCUUAUUACUCGUACUUGGUUAGAAUUUUAUCUUCGUUCGGUCCA
Molecule: messenger RNA, 2398 nt
Organism: Tripterygium wilfordii
Lineage: Eukaryota; Viridiplantae; Streptophyta; Magnoliopsida; Celastrales; Celastraceae
Product: putative receptor-like protein kinase At4g00960
Exons: 7
Coding region: 65-2068 (667 amino acids)
Biological process (GO): protein phosphorylation
Molecular function (GO): protein kinase activity; ATP binding
Source: RefSeq, a predicted model, not a curated record